AUGGCCGAGAAGAAGAUGGGCCAUGCGCUCACCAAGAUGCUCAAGGAGGGCCACAUGGGCAUGAAGGACAUCAAGAUUGUGGCUGUGGGCAUCAAGGAGGACGAGUGCAAGAAGUUUGAGAAGGAGAUGGGGGUGCACACUAUGUGCAAGGAUGCUUGCAAUUUCAAGCAGUGCCAGGAGGUCUUCGACAUGCACAAGCAGGAGGGCAUCCUCGGGGUGGUGGACACGAUUGGCGACUUCGCAUACAAGCCCAUGGCCGACAUGACGGCUGAUGACGUCAUGAAGGUCGUGCAGGCCAACCUGCCGUCGUCCUUCAACAUCCUCAAGCUGGGGGCGCCCCUCCUGGCGGAGGCGGGCGGCGGCUCCAUUGUCUGCGUCAGCGCCGCCGUGGUGCACCACGGCAUGAAGCAUCACGAGGCGUUCGCCUGCGCCAAGGGGGCCGCUAGCCGUGACGUGGGCUGA
Molecule: messenger RNA, 462 nt
Organism: Monoraphidium neglectum
Lineage: Eukaryota; Viridiplantae; Chlorophyta; Chlorophyceae; Sphaeropleales; Selenastraceae
Exons: 11
Coding region: 1-462 (153 amino acids)
Molecular function (GO): oxidoreductase activity
Source: RefSeq, a predicted model, not a curated record